CCCUGGCGGCGCGGCGCCGCAGUGAGUUGCGUAACAAAAGCACACUCGGCUCCCGACGCUACGCUGAAAACUUUCGGCCGCACGGCCCGCGCCUACGGGAUGGAGAAACGUAAAAUCAUAUAAAACUUUUCCGCGGUGCGCGCCGUUUGACUCGCUAAAACUCUUCCUAUCUAAUUGGAUAGUCCUGGUCGCGGUCGGAUCGUCGCUUCUGCUUAUUUUUAAGUUGUUAAAGUUUUUCCCGUCAAGUUGACUGUGGCGAAAAGUGAACUGUUGCGGUUUUCGCCGGCCGCUUUUAUAAUAGUGUGGACGUUCUGAGUGUUGUGUUCACUUGCUUUGUUUUUCUUUGCUCGACGGCGAGUGGUGGCGCCCUGGCGGUGGUCUGCUGGUGGGAAUCGAUACUGCGGUGGGAGCGGCGAAGAUAGUUGGCGCGACAUGUUGUGGCGAACAAAGAGGACGCGGGCGGGUUGAUCCAUCUCUCCACAUGCCGACAGAGCUCUGCAGUCAGCAGAAAGAUGUCCUAAUAUGGGUUGGUCAUGCGUCGUGGCACGCGUUGUGGCCAUCUUCCUCAUGCUCAGCCGAGCAUCAGCCCUCACAUCAGACAUAUUUGCAGCGGGAAAGUCGGACAAAGAGAUACUGGACAACCUUCUGAAAAACUCCCGCUAUGACAAAAGACUGCUGCCACCAGUAGAUGAUCCAGAAUUCUGUUGUGGUCUAACUUCGCCCAACGACUCUCUGGCUCAAAAUAAUGUGGGGCUCUCGUCUCUGCGGCCUCGCUCGCACAAUCGUGGUGUCCUCACCGUAAAUGUAAGCGUACUACUUCUUAGCUUAGCCUCUCCAGACGAAUCUAGUCUUAAAUACGAAGUGGAAUUCUUACUUCAGCAGCAGUGGUACGAUCCUCGACUGCGCUAUUCCAACCAGUCCCAUUACGACUUCCUUAACGCCAUCCAUCAUCACGAAGAUAUCUGGUUGCCGGAUACUUAUUUCAUCAUGCACGGUGACUUUAAGGAGUUUUCCCAGCACUCAUGGGACCCGAUAAUACCGAUGCAUUUCGCUUUGCGAAUAUAUCGCAAUGGUACUAUAAACUAUUUGAUGCGGCGGCAUCUCAUCCUGUCGUGUCAGGGACGGCUCAACAUCUUUCCUUUUGAUGACCCAUUGUGUUCAUUUGCCUUAGAAAGUAUAUCGUACGAGCAGUCAGCCAUCACCUACGUGUGGAAGAACGACGAAGACACGCUGCGCAAGUCACCGUCACUGACGACUCUCAAUGCAUACCUCAUCCAGAAUCAAACCAUUCCCUGCCCUAUCAAAGCCAGUUGGAGAGCUGAGGGUAAUUCACUUUACGAGGAAGACGAAGAGAUGACAUGUAAUCUUUGCCAGAGACGCUUUGAGGAGCAAGGUAACUACAGCUGUCUAAAGGUCGACUUAAUAUUUACUAGAGACCGAGCGUUCUACUUUACUACAGUAUUUAUCCCUGGAAUAAUUCUGGUGACCUCUUCCUUCAUCACGUUUUGGCUGGAAUGGAAUGCAGUACCAGCCCGUUCUAUGAUAGGUAAUUACAGCUGCCUCAAAGUGGAUCUUAUCUUCACGCGGGAUAGAUCAUUUUACUUCACCACAGUUUUCAUUCCGGGGAUCAUUUUGGUGACUUCAUCGUUUAUUACUUUUUGGCUGGAAUGGAAUGCAGUGCCUGCUAGAGUAAUGAUAGGUGUAACAACGAUGUUGAAUUUUUUCACUACAUCGAAUGGAUUCAGAUCGACAUUGCCAGUGGUGUCGAACCUGACAGCGAUGAACGUGUGGGACGGCGUGUGCAUGUGUUUUAUCUAUGCGUCCUUACUAGAGUUCGUGUGUGUCAACUACGUGGGUAGGAAACGACCCCUACACAACGUCGUCUACCGACCCGGUGAAAAUCCAGUCACACAGCGAUUGCCUGCAGUCCUGAGCAGAAUUGGCAUUAUACUGGCCAGCCCCUUGGAGGCGAUGGCUUUCCUCCAAUGGGCCAGACAAGAGCCUCAAGUGGAGAGUAGCAGCGCUGGUGAUAAAAAGCGUGAGUCUACAGGAGGAGCGGACCUAGUGUCUUGUACAGCGUGCACGGGUCCCGGCGCCUGCACGCACACCGCCAAUAAUGGCGGCGUCUCGGAGCCAUGUUUCGUCCAGGUUCGCAAAAAAGAACCACCGCACCCGAUCCGCGUGGCGAAGACGAUUGACGUGAUCGCACGGAUCACGUUCCCCACUGCCUACGCCGUGUUUCUCAUCUUCUUCUUCAUUCACUAUAAGGCGUUCUCUUAAUGCUGCCUUCACUUACCGCUGUCGCUGGCCGCUUCGUGUGAACGGACAUUUACUGUGUUUUUCUACUAUUCUUUUACUGCGUCACAAAUAUGUAUGAGAUUACGCUACUCACUCUAUUACAAUACAUAUUUGAUGAUUGUCAACGGUCGAUAAGAAUUGUGAUUAUACCCGUUUAUAGUGAUCGUACUGUUAAGAUAAUUAUAGUUUAAGAGACUUGAAGCAGAAAGCUAACGUCGCAGCUUUCCAUAAUUUAACGUCAAUAAAUUGAAAGAUGUGUGCGAUUUUUCUACAGGUUUUGAAAUAGUUUUCUACAUGUUCAUAGACGGACGUUUAUAAUGUAUAUCUACGCGUAAGAAAUACUUUCUUGUGAAUACACGAAACUUAUGAUAGGAUAAAGAGGGAUCAAAUUAUGUAAUUGUAUGAACAUUCUCGUAUCAACGUGAUCACAUCGGAUUUUGUAUGAAUUUAGAGAGAUCGUCUAGAUUGUCGAACGGCGGAGUUUAUUAUGCCGAGCGCUGCCUUCGAUGCGGAGAAGUAAAGAAAUCUAUUUCAAACCUAAAGACAGACCUAGCGUAUUUUAUUGCUUUUAAGUUAUAUUACUAGUAAGAUAGCAAAAGACAUGAUUACUUUUUAUAUUUAUUAUUAGAUGAUAAUCACCAUAGAUUAGUUUGUCCAAACCAACACCUACAUAUGUUGUGAUAAUUAUAAUGAUAUUUGCUUUGUAAUGGUGAGACGUAGGCUAUAUAUCGUCGUAACAUUUCAAAUAAAAUGAUUAAGUUUCUAAAUAAUAUAAUUCGGAGUAAUGUAAAAAAUAGCUGUAGAUGCAUAGAUGAAGCUCAAGUCAUUAUUAUCUUUAAAUUCUAAUACAUAAUAUUUAAAUACCAAAUGAGUUCACGCUAUUCCAGAGACGUACGAUGGAGUAUACCGAUUGUGUUGAUAUUGUACCAUGAACAUGCCUUCUACAUGUCAAAGAGUUAUUUUUGCCUGAUAUAAUAUUAGUGGUUAAUACAGAAAUUGAUGAAUAUAAUACUGGCUGUAAAUAAUAUUGAAAAUAAAUUACACCUAUCAAUACGUAAGGUAUACUAACCUAAUGAAUAUUGUAACCGAUACUCUUGUAUAAGUAUCGUGAAUAUUGUGCUGUGAGACCAUACCGUCACCCUAUUUGUUGCGUAAGUAGAUAACUUCACCACGUUAAGAUAUUUGUAAUAUUAUUAUAAUAUUGUCCUCUAUCAUCACACUCUAGUUAUACGUAGUGUCCACAAAUGCUAGAAGCCGUUAAUAUUUAGGUAAUUUAUAUUAACAAACUUUUGUCCAAACCGCAAUGCGCUUUAGUUUCCAUAUGUCUGUAGGAUGUGCGUUUGAUUGAUUCGAAUACCUACCUACCUGUCUGUUGAUAUCGACAAAAAAAAAUAUUAUGUACGAUAAUUCAUUUAAUUUUUGACAUCACCGGAAAAUGUCACUGUUAGGCAAAAUACUCGCCGCCAUUAUGGGACAUAAAUGCAAGUGGUCGAUAGGCACACUUCUGCCUGUUCAAGUUUACACACGGCGGCGGGACAUAGGUACGUUUCAAAAACAUAAAGUUAUUCACUGAACACCAUUGAUAUUAUGCCUUUUGCUUGUUAAGAAGUGGACCAAAGAGUCAACUGUUUUGAAAAUUAGAUUUUAUAUCUAAAUUAUUAUAAAACAAUAAAUUAUAAGAAAAAGCGUUUUGGCUGUGCUUUGAAAUCCAAUUAUAUGAAAAACGUAGGGAUGCCUGAUUGAAUUAAUUAAUUAUAAUGUUCUAAUUUAAUUCUGUUUAAAUUCAUUGUAACGGGUGGUCAAAUGCUGAGUACCUGCAGAAAUAAAAAACAACGCUUUUGGCUGUGCGUAAAAUUGCAUCGAUAAUUUUCUAUUUGAAUACGCGAGGUGUCCAUAAUUGUAUAUUAAAAAUAAAAGCUUGGAUGCCUUAUGUACCUAUAAGUACCAAAGUGUAAACUUAGACACAUAAUACCUAAUUUACGACUUAAGAAAUACAGUCAACUUCUUGCAAGCACAGUUAUCCUGCGUAUAUUCUACAAGUCUCACACUUACCUAUCUAAUGUAAAACGUUAUCACCGCUUAACACAGCAACCUAUGUUUUAAUUUUUACACAAUAUUUUGCUACUGAUCUCUUUGAGGAUAAUAAUGCAUAAUAUAUCAAUUAUAGCUGUUUUCUUACGUUAAAAAUAGGUACAUUAAAAUUCAAUGAAUGUUUAAAUACAAUGAGACCAUUCCCUUAAUAUUUGGAUAGAUACAAAGUGAUACUAUUUUAAAUUCGCUACGUUUUUAUAGGUACUAUUUAAAAUGUAAGAUAAAAGUUACAUAUCAUUCGCUUUAUAAGAUUCAACCUUGUACCUAUAAUAUUGUGCUAUCCUGUUGAUAAAAUAUUAUAUAUUCUAUGCUGCCUUUACAUAUGUAUACAUGUAUAAGUUAUACAUUUUAUAUGGGUAGGUAUUGUUUAUUUAUAUUGUUAAGCUCAGUUCCGUUUUGAAAAAGUUCUGCCAAUCUUUAUAAAUUGCUGAUCACAAUUAUUUGGAAAAUUAAUUACGGAUCUUGAACUACUUGGAACUGAACCACUUUUAUAUUUUGUAUUUAUGGUGCACUACUCGCUUCCCUCCAUUAAACUAUGCUUAUGAUCACAACCUUUGUAUUCCCUACUUUGGUGCUUGUUUGUAAAUUAAAUCUUGUUAAUUUUUAUCACUGAUUAUUUGGGCUGAGUCCAAAAUAUGAACUGUUAAUUUUAUUUAUCGAGUCUAAAUUACUCCUUAUUGUUCUACAUUUAAGCUGUUGUUCUCUAUAAAUUUUAUGUUAAGGGAGAGAUAAUUGCCAACAGGUGUAUCUAUUUGGAAAAUCUCUUGUUCUAAUGAGUUGUUAUUGUUGUCUAUGAAUAAUAUAAAAUGUUAAUAAAUUAUUUCGAUUUAUAUCUAGAUUAUGUUAAAUAAAAAUCGAGAGACAUCUGGUAUUGUUAAGUACUUUCUAAAAUAAGUUUCUACACCUCCUGUUUAAAUUAAUAAAAUAUGGUAAUAAGUAUUUAUGAACGUUUAUUUUUCUAUGAUAUAUCUUGUUCACAUUUUUCUAGUCAUUUUUGUCAGUGAAAACUGGACCUCACAACUAGAAAAAUUAUAACCUACAAUGCUUCGCUGGAAAUGAGAGAUUAGGCUAAUAAAGCCGCUUAAUUAUAGGUAUUAAUUAAGCAACUUUAAUUAAUAUAUAGGGACUUAUGUACAAUAUAAUAUGCUGUACCAUAAAAACAAUAAGAUGAGUAGAUUCUUCAGAAAAGCUUAUAAGAAGGUUGGUUGCCCAUUUAAGAUUUAAGUGCAAAAGCUACGUAGUUACCAAACCACGUGAGAACGUUUCUAGGGGAGGUAAAUUUUGAAACAAGCUACGGUACUACACCAGCUACUGUGUUAAGGACGAAAUACGCGAUUAACUCAAUCACAAAAAUUUUACUUGAAGUUCUUAUCUUCUUAUCUUCUUCUUAUCUUAUCUUAAAGUGUCUUAAACUGUCUAAGAUUACUUGUUUUUAAAAUAAGUAAAAAUAUUUAACUUCUGAUUCAAGUAAGUAUUCAUAUAAUUCACGUACCUACACGAAGGUAGAACCGAUUGUAAUUGGUGCAUAACACAGUCGCUGUAACAGACUUUAAGCAAUUUCCCAUUAUCCUGAUUUCCUCAGUAGAAUCGAUGUUCACCAUCGACAAAGUCCUUCGUUAUGUUUUAAAUAAAGUCGUUACUUUUCUUUGAUUACAUAAAAUGGGUUAAAUAAAUAUAAAUUGAACAAUACAUUUUAAUAAUAGGUACAAUUAUAAUUAGGUAAUAACCUCCAUAUUUAAAACGUACAAAUGAUAAAAAAAUAAGAGAAUUUUGAAUCAUUAAAGUUAAGACACACUUACCUAAUUGCAAAUAAUUUAAUGACUUAGAAAGUGUUCAAAAUAAUAAUUUGCAAAUUAUAGAAGUACCUACUAGCAAAUAUGGAAAACCCUAGCACAUUCCGUUGCUGGUUUUUGCAUCUUAAUACCUAUAUAUAUUUGUAGAUAUAUUGUAUAGCUUAAUUUUAAUUAGUAUAGAGAUUAAGAAUUGAUUGUCAACAUUUGAUGCAUGAAAAGACACUAGUGAGAUACCUAACUAAUAACAAUGAAACUCUUCUGUAUUAAAAAUAUUGUUAUUCAUUGUUUAUAAAUAAUAUUGUACCUAAUCGUAAUAAUUGAUUCUGUAUUAUUUCAAGCCGUGACGUGUUAAACCUACCUACAAUAAAAUUGACUUUUGAAAAAAGCAACUGGCAUUAGUUGCUUUGGAUAUAAGGAUAACCUUUUGAAGUAGAAAAAGACCAUCUAUAAAAGGAUGACAAAUAGUCUCAAUUUAAUUAGCCCAACAUCAUAUUCUUUAUAAGUCAAGUUCGCCAUUGCACUAAAACGUACAAGCUUAGGUAGUGUUUAGACGCGACACUUAACGAGUGGUAGGUAGGCGAAUACCUACCCAAAUGUUAAUAUUAUAUGAAAGUGACAUAAGAUAUGUACCAUAAUUGCCUACCAAUUUGAGAUUACAAUUUCCUGAAUCAUUUUGAGUUUCUGAAAGAUCCUCUUGAACCAAGAGUUAGUUUAUAGGUAUAAGCAAAUAGAACCUUCAGUAGCAACCUAAAUACCAGACUUUUCCACACCUUUGAUUGAGUACGAUCCCGGGACCAAAAUAAUUUCUAAAUUUCUUCAAUCCUUUUCUGAUGAUAAUAUUUUAUCUAAAAAUACACCGGCCUUUUUUAAGAUCACGUCGGUUUAAAUAUCAGAGGUUAGAUUUUUCAACCUAUUAAUUUUAGUUUAAAAAAAAAAUGACGGAAGAAAAUAACUAGUACCUGUAGAAACAAUUGGUUUCCUUUUUCUUGGAAUAAGAACCUAAGCAGGUACCGAACAUCAAACAUAACUGUAGCGAAUUAAAGCGACUUUACAUUUGGCCUUAACUUAAAAUUUGCAAUAAACAAAUUUUUUUUCAAUAUUCAUGAAUGUGCCCCACGAAACCGUUUACCUACCUUUUUAUUUCUUAGCAGAAUUUUACCAAAAAUGUAGAAUAGUAAGUACAGCUGAUACCUAAUUGUUGCCUGAUUGCCAUUUUUGACUGUUUUUGGGUUUAAUGUUCAAUGACCAUAGAAUCUGAAAAAGAAAAAACAUUAAAAAUACUGCGUUUAUUAAAGUACCUACUUUGACACUGAAACUAUAAAACAAGUUACCCAAUUUUGCUUGGAAUAGUUGGUAUUUAGUAUCAAAGCAAUCAGGGAAAUUAUAUAAAAUAGAAAUUAACUAACAUUAUAGCAUAAUAAAUUCGUUAUUUUUCUUAUGUUCAAUGCAAUGUAUCUCCUUCAAUAGUUAUAUAAUAUGAAUAAUUUUUAUUGAAAAUGUUACAAAUUCACAAUAAAGUACCCAUUAUUUGUGCCUGCAAUUAGAUUGUUAAUAAGGAGCUAAAUACAAUGUUUAGGCACUUGUACCUAGAUACAUUUAGAAUAUAUUUGUACCUGCCACCUAUACCUAUGCCUCACAAUUGUUUGUAUUUAAAGCCGACCUACUGCUGUUUGGGUUAUGGUAUAUAAGUCCUUAAUUAGGUACAAACUGUUUUGUUAUGCCACUAGAUAUUUGCUGAGUCAAUAAACACCGUUUGCUUUUGUAAAUACUAUAAUGUCAGCCCGCUGACCGCCCGUUCGUAUUGUAUUAUGGCAUUGUAAAUAAUUUUAAUGUAAAAUUUAUGAAUUACAAUUUUCAUCAAAUAAAAACACAAAUUCGA
This is a messenger RNA of Helicoverpa zea (corn earworm), 8061 nucleotides long. It is a transcript of the gene pHCl-1, whose product is annotated as glutamate-gated chloride channel. Gene Ontology annotation, biological process: chemical synaptic transmission; regulation of membrane potential; nervous system process. Gene Ontology annotation, molecular function: transmembrane signaling receptor activity; chloride channel activity; neurotransmitter receptor activity. The coding region runs from base 523 to 2280 and encodes 585 amino acids. NCBI's taxonomy places the organism in Eukaryota, Metazoa, Arthropoda, Insecta, Lepidoptera, Noctuidae. Gene Ontology annotation, cellular component: neuron projection; membrane; synapse. The record is from RefSeq and is a predicted model, not a curated record. The transcript has 18 exons.